Molecule: messenger RNA, 480 nt
Organism: Chaetomium globosum CBS 148.51
Lineage: Eukaryota; Fungi; Ascomycota; Sordariomycetes; Sordariales; Chaetomiaceae
Exons: 3
Coding region: 1-480 (159 amino acids)
Source: RefSeq, a predicted model, not a curated record
AUGGCCAUGAAGAAGUUCUUCGUUGUGAUUACCAACCCAUUGCCACGGAAUGUGGCUGACUUAGCGGGGGCUGGGAAUGCCCCCGCGGGCGAACGAUUAAAAUUUGAAACCUCCCUAGAGAUGCAACACAUCGCAGAUGACAGCCUCUUUGUUCUUGGCUGCAUCCACCCCACGCAAGAGGCUGCAGAGCUGCAGCAUGGAGGGUGGAGGGUGUCGAUGUGCAGUUCCCAUGCCGCCAGUCCGGAAAGGUGGGGCCGGCAUCCCGGCGCCCGCGAGACGUUCCCGGACCGGAGUGGGGCCGGCUCCGGCACGAAUGUCCAAAGACCCUGUAAACCUGCCACCGCUGAUUUGAUUGCAAACCGUACCGGCGAUGGAGGCUGGAAAGAGUCGGCCAUUCCAGUCUUCUUUGUAUACACCCCAUUGAGUUGCUUAGUUCACACUUUGCGCAUUCGCGAUGGUGGUUGCACAUUUCGGGGAUAA